CCUUGAAUUUGUGCACUUCUCUGCCCCUGCCCUGCGGUUUUUUAUCGAACGGCUCCUUUCUGUAGUUUGUCUCGGGGCGUGCGUGCUGGGCUUGUGUGUCUGGUGCGCGCAUGCCCCCGUAAGCGCUGCCUGCCGGGGAGGGCAGAUGCGAGCGGAGGGGAGGCACUCCCCCGUGUCCUCCAGGGGUGCCGCUCUGGGCAAAGGUGGGGGUGGUGUUGGAAGUUGGGGAAGGAGGCAAGUGCUUGCUUAGCUGGAAGUUGGUGCUAGGCCAGGGCUUAGAGAGACUGUGGAAAAUCACCUGUCUCCCUGCCUCCUGGGUCAGUUUACCAUUUGAGAUCCUGGGGCUGGAAUGGUUUGCACCAUGGACUCCCAAAUGCAGGCCUGGCUCUCUGGGCUGACUGUUAGACCGGCCGCCACUCAUUGGGAGAUGUGUCUCCUUACUUUUGAAGGAGGGUCAUUUUUAUUAACCUAAGAUUUUUUUUUUUCAAAUCUUAUCUGACAGCAUACCCCCCACCACCACCAUUUUUACCAUUUUUAUUUGAGUUUAGAUUUACCUAAACCCUUAAGCAAACAGGAAACUGUGAACAGGAGAGAGUGAGAGGGGAUAGGAUAAGCCUGCCUUCCCCAAUAAUGGGAAAAUGAAUCGAACUAGAGAGGGGACUUCAGUGAACAGUGCCCAGAGAACAGAAUGCCUUGCCUUUGUCUUUUGCUCCAUAAUAUUUUAUGAUUCCAAAUUUGAUACAAAGAUAAAGAAUAAAUGUCAAGGGCUUCUGUGUUCUUUAAAUUGACAAGUAUAUGUGUGGCAUACACAUGUAAAUAGAUCACAAAGCCACCGCAGUUUUUACAGUGAGCCGUGUUUCUGUGGGGGGGGAGAACCCCCAUCAUAAUAUUGUCACUGUAAAAAGGGAGCUGGGUUCACAGGGAGAAUGUACUUUAGGCUCCGAUAAGGGUAAAAGGAUUAUAUGCAGAAUGAUUUUAAAGGGCCAGAAUUAGUCAUUGGCUUUAGAGAGAAAUUGAUUACUUUAUAUUAAAUACUAUUAAGAAGGCACGUUUGUCCCCAGAGAUGGGGGUGGGAGAUGAAAAAGAAAAAGUGAUUACAUCAUCCUACUCUUCAAGCAAUAUUAGGAUGGGUUUAUUAGUGAAAUAAUUUGCAAAGAUAACUAUACUACACUCUGCCUUCUGAUACACGGCCUCUUUCUUUUGGGAAGAAGCAUUUCACUUUGCCCAGUGAGACACCAACAUUAAAAUUAAUGUUGACCAUUACAUUUAUUAUUUCUGCCAAUAGACACCUACAUUCCUAUUCAGAGUGUUCAUUAUUAUUCUGUAAUGUCUCAUUUUAACUUCACAGUGUAUGAUAAAAGAAGGAAUUUUAUCUAGACCUUUUUUUUUUAAUGUCCUUUCUAAUGUGCCUCUGUAACAGGGUUUAAGUUCUGAGUUUUCAGCACAUAUGCAGGACUGGAAUUAAAUGCCCAGAGUUGUUGAGCCUUUCUGCUUUUAAUAUAUAUGGGAGAUAUUUAAGGACUGUAAAAUAUAGCUUAGGUAUACCAUUUUGAUGCCUUUGUAAGAUUUUUAAAGCAGGGAAUAACUGGGCUAUCUAUAAACCCAGAUGCACUGGGGGGUGGGGGAGCUCGGAGCUGCAGCAUAUCAGCUUUUGUCAACCUGCCAACAGCGGAGCGUACCAUGCUGCAAGGAGUAAUAAAUAAGGAAUUAGAAAACUCACUGCUGGAGGAGGACAGGAGAAAUUAAACACCUUUUCCAAAGGAUGAGCAUGUAUAUAUGUUGCAGUUCUAUGAAAUGUGGGUUCUUAGUGAGGUUGAGAUUGUGUUAAGGCUGGUAUAGAAGGGAACUGAUGAAGCAGGAGUGGUCUGGUGACAUUUUUCUGACUUGAUUGGCUGGGGUGUGUGAUGUAAUAGGUUUCAGUGCAGCCCUUAUAGGUUUUAAAAUGAAUUCCAAGACACCAUUACAAAGAAAGCCGGACUCUUUUCUUAUAACUGAGCUCAGCCAAGGAAACUCUCGCACAAAUGUACAACACUGUUUGGAAUAUGGAAGACCUGGAUUUAGAAUAUGCCAAGACAGAUAUAAAUUGUGGCACAGACUUGAUGUUUUAUAUAGAAAUGGAUCCACCAGCAUUGCCUCCUAAACCACCAAAACCCACUACUGUAGCCAACAACGGUAUGAAUAACAAUAUGUCCUUACAAGAUGCAGAAUGGUACUGGGGAGAUAUCUCGAGGGAAGAAGUGAAUGAAAAACUUCGAGAUACAGCAGACGGGACCUUUUUGGUACGAGAUGCAUCUACGAAAAUGCAUGGUGAUUAUACUCUUACACUAAGGAAAGGAGGAAAUAACAAAUUAAUCAAAAUAUUUCACCGAGAUGGAAAAUAUGGCUUCUCUGACCCUUUAACCUUCAAUUCUGUGGUUGAACUAAUAAACCACUACAGGAAUGAAUCUCUGGCUCAGUAUAAUCCCAAAUUGGAUGUGAAAUUACUUUAUCCAGUAUCCAAAUACCAACAGGAUCAAGUCGUCAAAGAAGAUAAUAUUGAAGCUGUAGGGAAAAAAUUACAUGAAUAUAACACUCAGUUUCAAGAAAAAAGUCGGGAAUAUGAUAGAUUAUAUGAAGAAUAUACCCGUACUUCCCAGGAAAUCCAAAUGAAAAGAACAGCUAUUGAAGCAUUUAACGAAACCAUAAAAAUAUUUGAAGAACAGUGCCAAACCCAGGAGCGGUACAGCAAAGAAUAUAUAGAAAAGUUUAAACGUGAAGGCAAUGAGAAAGAAAUCCAAAGGAUCAUGCAUAAUUAUGAUAAGUUAAAGUCUCGAAUCAGCGAAAUUAUUGACAGCAGAAGACGGCUAGAGGAAGAUUUGAAGAAGCAGGCAGCUGAGUACCGAGAGAUUGACAAACGUAUGAACAGCAUCAAACCUGACCUCAUUCAGCUGAGAAAGACGAGAGACCAAUACCUGAUGUGGUUGACUCAAAAAGGUGUUCGACAGAAGAAGUUGAACGAGUGGCUGGGCAACGAAAACACUGAGGACCAAUAUUCACUGGUGGAAGAUGAUGAGGAUUUGCCCCACCAUGACGAGAAGACAUGGAACGUUGGGAGCAGCAACCGAAACAAAGCCGAAAACCUGUUGCGAGGGAAACGGGACGGCACUUUUCUUGUCCGGGAGAGCAGUAAACAGGGUUGCUACGCCUGCUCUGUCGUGGUGGAUGGUGAAGUGAAGCAUUGUGUCAUAAACAAGACAGCAACUGGCUACGGGUUUGCUGAGCCCUAUAACCUGUACAGCUCUCUGAAGGAACUGGUGCUACAUUACCAACACACCUCCCUCGUGCAGCACAACGACUCCCUCAACGUCACACUAGCCUACCCGGUAUAUGCACAGCAGAGGCGAUGAAGCGCUUACUCUCGGAUCCUUCUCCUGAAGUUCAACCACCUGAGGCCUCUGGAAAGCAAAGGGCUCCUCUCCAGCCUGACCUGUGAAUUGAGCUGCAGAAAUGAAGCCGUCUGUCUUCAGAUGGGACUAGAGCUUUCUUUGACAAAAAAAGAAGUAGGGGAAGACAUACAGCCUCGGGCUGUAUGAUGACCAUACGUGUCUAAUCCGGAGUGCUUAUCCUUUUUUCUUUCCUUUUCCUUUUUUUUUUUCCCUUGGUUUAAAGCCACAACACCGCAAAGAGAAAGAGAAAAAUGCAAAAAUCUCUGCGUGCAGGGACAAAGAGGCCUUUAACCAUGGUGCUUGUUAACGCUUUCUGAAGCUUUACCAGCUGAAAGUUGGGACUUUGGAGACCAGAAGAUAGAUAGGGCUGCAGAGCCCUCCUGGCCUGAGGAUGCUCGGUCCAGCCUGGUUGAGCCUGGGUGUUGCUGUCCACGGUGGACCCAGACACAUCGCACUGUGGAUUAUUUCAUUUCCUAACAAAGGAACGAUAUGUAGCAGAAAGGCACUUCCGCUCACGAGGGACACUUUGGGAGAACGUCAGUUCGUGUGUGUUCAGAAGAAAUCACGUCAUAGCAGAGUGCCAGAAAGUGUUUUGUUUAAACUUGUCAAAAACAAAAACCAACAACAACCACCAAUAGAAAAAAGUGGAGCUUGGAAAACAGGACUUUAAAGGACAUUCAGUAUAUAAAAUAUGUACAUAAUAUUGAAUGACUAAUUAUCAAAUAGACGGAUUUGUAUCAAUACCAAAUAGCUUCUGUUUUGUUUUGCUGAAGGCUAAAUUCACAGUGCUAUGCAAUUCUUAAUUUUCAUUAAGUUGAUAUCUGAGUUUUAAAUGGACCUUUCAGAUAAGCUUCCCCACCCGAGUUUUUUGUUGCUUGAAAAUAUUGUCGUCCCUGAUUUUUGUUAAUAUUCAUUUUGUUAUUAUCUCUCCUCUUUUUUUUUUUUUUAAAGAAGAAAUGUACAGGAUGCCAGUUAAAAAAAUAUGGCUUCAGAAUUAAAACUAUGAAAUAUUUUACAGUUUUUCUUGUACAGAGUACUUGGCUGUUAGCCCAAGGUUAAAAAGUUCAUAACAGAUUUUUUGGACUAAAUGUUUUGUUGGGCAGUGCCUGAUAAGCUUCAAAGCUGCUUUAUUCAAUAAAAAAAGAAAAAGAUAUAUGAAUAUGACGAAGUAUCGCUGAGUCCAACAAUGUUGUUUCAAAGACUCUUAAAAUACGGUACCUGGCAAUGUUUCGUUUCAUAAAGAAUUGUGAACUUCUUGAAUCUAGGGAAAGGGGGUAUAGCCAAGGGCUGUAACAGGUGGGGUGGCGGGCGGGUGACAAGGUGGCAUGCACUUUCUCAUGAUGACAGAGAAGAAGUGAAUAAACUGCAAAGGGAAGUUGCUUAUACUGCAGUCUUUUCUCACUUUGAUUUGCUAGUCGUUAUCAAUUCAUGACAAUUACAAACCUACUGUAACUAACAGUGCAGCUGGUAGGUAUCUCAGCUCUUAGGAAGGAAGUGCCAAGAGUUUGUUUUGGGGUUCCUGGAACAGAGCUCACCUUUGUUUAAAGGUAUGAUCUCUGUCUUUAGAAAAAAGUAACUUUCUCUGACAUGAGACUGUCCAUUAUAACCAACAUUCAUUUUAGAGGAAGCAUGAUCUGAAAAAGUAUUUUUAGGUGGAAGUUUCUUCCGUAGCUUUCCAUUCAGUGUAGAACAUAAAGCAAAUGGACACACGACUGUCACUGUACUAGACGGUGUGGAGACCGUUCAAGUCAUGGCCACUGCAGGAAUCCCCGUGGAGAUCCUUCUCAUUCACCCAAGUAAUUGUGUGUGUUAUACUUCACUAUGGGGAAAGGAAGGGGUGAUAAGUGUAAUCCUUCCAAUUUAGGGCAAGAGUGAGAGGUCUCUCCUUGAUUGAUACAAGCAAAAGCUGUUAUGUUCAGUAGGCAUUGUACGUAAGUUGGGAGGAAUGAAUACUAAUUAUAAUCAUGGUCACUACCCUAGUAGAUUAAAAUGGAAUAAUCUUGCAAUUUCAGUUUCUCUUUCUCAGUAUGUGUAUUAGAUUCACCCACAGCUCUUUUUCUCUUCAAGUACUUGGGUGAAGGAUUUUUCUUUUUCCCUUUUAAAAAUCUUUAAAGGAUCGGUCUUGCAGCUGAGUUAAUCAUAUAUAGAAUGUAUCAUUUUCCCUCUACAUAAAGCUACUCAUACUCAAGCAAAAGUCAGACAGCCAGACUGUCAGCCCUCAAACUUGACUGUACUGAUCUGACCAUCUCCCUCUCAUCACAGGCAAUUGAUAAUUUCCCUGGUUUUCCUCUGAGUGUCUUUGCUUUAAACCUUGUGAUGGUGAUAUCCUUCCAGAUUACAUAGAAGUCUAACAGUUAAUCAGUUGCUAGUAGUUUAUAAACUGGGUUUGUGGAUUAUUCUUUUUGGUAGUACAUCAUGUAUGCUAUUAAAUACAAAUAGUUUUAAUUUCUAAAAUACAAGAUCUGAGAUUGAAUGUUCUUCAAAGCUACAGUUUUGUGAAUGUUUUUGCUUCAACACUCUUUGCAAGAUGACAUGGUAUGUAGGCAGUUGCCUUACUUUUGCAUCUCACAAGCAUAAGUGCAAUAGAGUUUUCAUUGAACAGCAAGGCAGGACUGUGAGUUACACCAGACCGAUUCUGCUGAAUGCCUUUUUGAUGGCGGUGUAGCGUGCCCCCCGAAUUUGUCCUCUUACAUGUUCAGCCAGCAGGGCACUUCGGGUUCAAUCAGGCAGUCGUCCCCUAACAACAUCAUCUUAGUGGCUCAUGAGUAUGAACGGAUACAGUGGAGGCACUUCUGAGAUGUGAUUUUUAUCCUUGCAUCAAUUUUUCCCCACCCAACGUAGCAUCCUAAAGAUUAAACCAGAGAAGCUAAGCUGCAAAGAGGCUGUGAUAGGGCGUAGAAGUGGGAGCAUUGGAACCUCAUAUUACAAGAGAGAUCAUAACCGCCUAAAAAAGCAAAAAGCACACGUUUGCAACAUCUGACAAUUCCACAGCCUUUGGUAUAUGUAUAUAUGUAUAUGUGCAUGGACUGUGUUUUCAGUACACCUUUCAGCCAAAACAGAUCCACAGUCGUUGAGUUCAAGUAUGUAAGAGGCAAAUGUCUAGUACAAUUCUUAUGUAUAUGUAUGGGUUGGGUUUUUUUUCCUUUUUGAGGCUCUUUUGUUUUGUCUUAUAAAGGUGAAAAUUGUUUGCCAGUGAAGUGAGAAGUUCGUAUUUCUUUGGCUUUUUUGUGUUUGUAGAAGUUACUCCUUUGGGAGAGGUGGUCUGAGUGACGUGAUUAACUUGGAAACCCUUGUUUUCAGUGUGUCCAGUCAAAAUGUGUUCGUGUGAAAUGUCCCUGUGGGGACCCAAUUGCUUUGUCAUAUAGCUGGUUACGAGCUAGUCACGUGUUUGGGCAGUCCUACUGAUGUUCCUUACUGGGAGAAAAAUUCUGCUGGUUUUAACAACUGUGCUUUUGCUAUGCAUGGUAUCCAAGUCAGUUGGAAAACAGACCCUGAUAUCUGUUUAAGUUUAGGGUCAUUUAAAGAAAGGGGCAGUUUAAGACACAGUGCCUCACAUGGGAUAAAGUUCCAAAAUGCCAAAUUCUUGUUUUUUAAAAAAUCUAGUUAUAUAAAAUACUAUAUUACAGGUGGGGAGGAAAUAGAAAACUUGAGUUAAUUGGACAACCUCUCCAACUUAACAUUCAAUGUGUCACCAUGAGAUAGCAUUAGCUGCCCAGGAUGCUGCUAUUUAGAUGAAAAAUGAAAAAGCAAAACAAACAAACAAACAAAAAAACUCAUUUAUACCUGUGUAUUUUUUGAAGCUACAAUCUAUUCAAUGUUUUUACAAAUCUGUUUAUAUGACAUUGUUAAAAUAAAGUUGGUCUUUUGACGAGAGGGAAGAUGUCAUGGUCAGUUGUAAUUUUGCCUUUACAAGGCAACCGGGGAGGGGGGGUAGGGGGAGCGUGCCUCCGACAUUUUGUUCAAGUUAUAGAUUCAAUGGAGCUAUGUCUUGUUGUUUUAAGUUGCUUUAAUGCAUUGUAUUAGGUCUUCAAACAGAAUAAAGGUUGUUUUGAAACU
Messenger RNA from Otolemur garnettii (small-eared galago), 7481 nucleotides. RefSeq names its product phosphoinositide-3-kinase regulatory subunit 1 (gene PIK3R1). Lineage: Eukaryota; Metazoa; Chordata; Mammalia; Primates; Galagidae. Gene Ontology annotation, cellular component: phosphatidylinositol 3-kinase complex. The transcript has 10 exons. Gene Ontology annotation, molecular function: protein binding; 1-phosphatidylinositol-3-kinase regulator activity. The record is from RefSeq and is a predicted model, not a curated record. Bases 2022 to 3386 code for a protein of 454 amino acids. Gene Ontology annotation, biological process: phosphatidylinositol phosphate biosynthetic process; insulin receptor signaling pathway.